AUGAUAACCCAAUGUACUAUGAACGAGUUGUAUAAAACCAAAAACCAAGAGGCAAUUGAUCUGGCCAAAACAUUCGAGAGAAGACGUUGUAACCAUAGGUUUAAGCCCAAGGAGCAGGAAAGAGAUGAAAAUAACGACGAAACCAAAGACGAAGGAAAGAAAAAGAAUGACGACGAUGGUCCAAAGAGUGCAUUUGAUUGCUUGACCAGUGUAGUCAACGUAAAAGGCAAAAAUGUUCACCGCUACGUGGUUGCCACUCAAAAGUCUGGACUGAGAUCCUAUUUUAGGUCGAUUCCUGCUGUACCUUUAAUUUAUAUGAAAAGAUCUGUCAUGAUCAUGGAACCUAUGUCCCCAAUCACUGUGCGUGCUCGAGAACUUAUUGAGAAAUCAAAACUUUCACAGGGUUUGAAUGAUCCUACCACCAACUUAAAGCGCAAACAAGAAGAAAGCGGUGAUGAGGAAAUUAGUGAAAAUGGGAACGACCAACCAACUAAGAAAAAGCGAAAAGGUCCAAAGCAGCCCAAUCCGCUGAGCAUGAAGAAGAAAAAGAACCCAACCCUUUCAAAUAUCAUUACCGCUGAAACUUCCGAAAGCUCGGAAAACUCGAAAAAGAAGCGAAGAAGAAAGCAUCACUCAUCUGGAGUUAAUGCUGCUACGAACGGUACUGAGGCGGUUGUCGAGCCUACUCCAGCCUCUCCUGCAUCCUAA
This is a messenger RNA of Sugiyamaella lignohabitans, 708 nucleotides long. RefSeq names its product Utp23p (gene UTP23). Gene Ontology annotation, cellular component: nucleolus; small-subunit processome. The coding region runs from base 1 to 708 and encodes 235 amino acids. The transcript has a single exon. The record is from RefSeq and is a predicted model, not a curated record. Gene Ontology annotation, molecular function: small ribosomal subunit rRNA binding. NCBI's taxonomy places the organism in Eukaryota, Fungi, Ascomycota, Dipodascomycetes, Dipodascales, Trichomonascaceae.